Rhodofomes roseus is the source of this 815-nucleotide messenger RNA. RefSeq lists its product as uncharacterized. NCBI's taxonomy places the organism in Eukaryota, Fungi, Basidiomycota, Agaricomycetes, Polyporales, Fomitopsidaceae. The record is from RefSeq and is a predicted model, not a curated record. The transcript has 2 exons. Bases 164 to 745 code for a protein of 193 amino acids.
UGGCUGUCAGUGCGUCAACACGCGGAUCACCCAACUCAGCUGUACUUUCCGUGUUCAAAAUCCUUGUCCAUCGAUUUCUAGGACAUCACGCAUCCUCGCUCAUUACCACCGACCAACUGCCACCUCCUGAGUCCUCGACGCCACGGGCGUCGAGAUACAAGACAUGAAGCGUUCUCAUAGCCAAAUGGACAGCCCUCCUCGCAGCUCGUGGUACGCCAUCUUCUCCCGUUCCCAGUGCAAGGCCAGCAAUGUGCCAAACGCCAACGACAUAUUGAUCGCGGAAAAAAAACACAGCCGCGGCCCUGGUCUGAUCGACUUCGAUAAUGCUGUUGUGUUCCUAGUAACACACGAAGCCCUGCCCAACGAUCCACUUACCGUGAGGGUUAUUCGCUGCUCUAUACUUCCUGCUCAUAAGUUAUCUACCAUCGUGCAGGGGACUCUUCCCUUCAUGUCUGCAGAGCUGCUGAAAGAGUCUCCAUAUUACGCAGACGAAGACGCACCUGAACCCCCGGUGCAUAGCUUCAAACAUGAUUUGGAGAGUUUCCUCUGGGUCCUCGUGUGGGUAUGCCUUACGCGGGAAGGCCCGGGUGAACGUCGACACGACCUGAUGUCGGUGGAACAAACUCAACCACUCCUUCGGCAAAACCCAUCUCAUCCACGUUGCUCCCCGACGGACCCUGGUGAACGCCGAGCUCCUCAACUAUAUAUCCGUCAUUUUCGCCCCGCUGAAAGAUCUCAUCUUUGAGUUCCUUUCUCUCAUCAGCACUGCCUACGAGGAGAAUCGUACAGACGCUCACGCUGUUUACGAUGACGUU